Anthonomus grandis grandis is the source of this 3088-nucleotide messenger RNA. It is a transcript of the gene cdm, whose product is annotated as importin-13. The transcript has 16 exons. Gene Ontology annotation, molecular function: small GTPase binding. The record is from RefSeq and is a predicted model, not a curated record. The coding region runs from base 125 to 3022 and encodes 965 amino acids. Gene Ontology annotation, biological process: protein import into nucleus. Lineage: Eukaryota; Metazoa; Arthropoda; Insecta; Coleoptera; Curculionidae. Gene Ontology annotation, cellular component: cytoplasm; nuclear membrane.
UGACAAUAAACAGCUGGGCAGGGGACGAAAAGAAAUGAACAAAAAUCAAAAUCUUAAAGAAAAAAACAACUAAAACCCCCCCCGAGAUUAAUUAUUUAUUAGUUUAGCUUCAUAAAAGUCGAAUAUGGAAUUUACCGUUCAAAACUUGGAGGAAGCGGUGGCGGUCUUCUAUAGGGCUGAGGCCCAUCAGCAAGCCGAAGCUCACCAGUGGUUAACUAAGGCCCAAAAUUCAUCGGAAGCCUGGUCCUUCGUUUGGGAACUAUUAGAUCCACAAAGGAGCUUCCAGGUGCAAUUUUUUGCGGCAACAACCUUACACACAAAACUAAUGAAGUAUUGGGCAGAGGUCCCGGAGGACCAUUAUGAAUUCCUGAAAAAAAAGAUCCUGGAAUCGAUUGUUAAUUACGCUAUGGGGCCCAAAAUAGUCUUAAACCGGCUCUGCAUUGCUCUAUCCGCCUACAUUAUUCACACGAUCCCCAAUCAUUGGCCGAACGCUUUCGAAGAGUUAGUGUCCAGUUUUCAGCCCCAUAAUUUGCCCACCAUCGAGUCCGAACGCGUUAUAUGGAUUCUUUUGGAGAUUUUAACAGUUAUUCCUGAAGAGUUCCAAAGUACCACACUCUCUUUAACACAGAGAAACAGGGUUAGGAUAGUGCUGCAAGAGGUCUCAAAAGAUAUUUUAAAAGUAGUCGAAAUGUGUUUGAUGCCUCUACCACUAAACGGCUUUGACAUGUCAAACUUGACAACAUAUUUGACAGCAGCCAGAUGUGGCUCUGCCUGGAUGCAAUUGGGGGGCCUAAAUAUCCAGGAAUGUGACGGCAUUUGUAAUUUACUCACAGAUCUUACUUGUUUCGUUUAUUGGAAUAAAUCUGAUCCGGAAUGCUUAUCGGGUGAAGAAAUGGAAUUAUCAGAGGUUACGGUCGAAGCUUUGACCGCGAUAGUGCAACACCCACAUAGCAGUAAAUAUAAAAAUUAUAUUACGAAAUUCGCGGCGAAUAUUUUAUACAAGUUCGAGAAAAUUAUUGAGACUGAAAGGGCGUCGCCGGAUUUAAAUAAGGAUGUCAUAGCAAACUUAUAUGGCCUAAUAAUAACCCUUGCGGACUCACAUUCGAAGACCUUUAUCGAUAAUUUAAAAUCUCAAAAUCCGGACGAGCAACGGAUCACUUUUGAUUUGUUUAAUUCGGUGUUAAAAUGUACGAAUUUGCCUGGAUUGUAUCCUGUUGAUGAGUCUAGUAGUACAAUCACUUUUGGAUUUUGGUAUACUUUACAGGACGACAUUCUAUCAUUCGACACGGCAGAAUGCGCCCAACUCCUCCUAAUGAUAAAACCGUUUUACCGCGACCUCGUCUGUAUUUUACUGAGGAAAUCGAUGCUCCCGCUGGUGGACGACACCAGUUGGACCCUGGACGAUAAAGAGGUCUUCCGUUGUUACCGUCAAGACAUCUCGGACACGUACAUGUACUGUUACAACGUCCUCAACUUGGAAAUGCUCGACAUUUUAACGACGAAACUGAACGAGGUACUGAGAAAGGAAAACGGCGUGCAACCGAAAUGGAACGAGAUCGAAACGUGUUUGCACGCGUUCUGCGCCAUCGCGGAAAGCAUCGAGAUGGAGAACUUGUAUCUGCCGAAAUUGAUGAUGACGAUCAAGGAAAUCCCGUUUAGCGAGUUGCAUGUUAAGGUUAUGACUACCGCUUUAGAGACUGUCGGGGCGUAUUCUGAAUGGUUCACAGACCAUCCCGAUUUGCUGGGCAACGUGUUUCCUUUAGUCAUUUCUGCCCUUGGUAAUCCGGAAAUAUCCACCAGUGCCACGAUGGCCUUGAAAGACAUCACUCACAAUUGCCAAAAGUAUUUGCUACCUUAUGUGGAUCAUAUUUUGAUCGUGUCACAGGUUGCAAUCCAGAGUGGAUCCCUUAAGCUGGGAGAAUGCAGAAGACUGAUGUACAGCAUAGGACGAGUGUUAAGCAUAAUUCCCGUAAAUAAAGUGAUGGACUACCUGAACGUGACUUUGGCCCCCUCGUUUGAAGAAAUCCAGAAAACCUUGCAACAGAAACCGACUCCCACAACGGCUCUAUCGCUAAUGUCAAGACUGAAAAUAUUGGCCGCCUUAUUCAACUCCCUCUAUGUGGAAUUAGAAGAAAACAGUCAGGCGGAACAGCCGGUUUACCUAAUAAUGAAAAAUACGAUGCCACUGUACCGUCAAAUAGCCGAACUAUAUUCCGAUAAUUUCGACGUUAUGUUGGAUUUAAGUUUUUUAUUGAAAUUCGUGGUGACCACUCUGGACGACGACUGUAAGCCACUUAUAAAGGACAUUUUGGAAAUCGUGGUGACCAUUUAUAGGAAAAAUCCGCAGACCCAUAUACUUGUUGUUGCCAAAACGGUUGCCAUACUUUUUGGACGAGAGGAGGAAUUCCGAAGCCUGAACGAAGAAUUAAUAAGCGAAAUAUGUACCAAAACUUUGGUAACGUGCGCCGAAUACAGUAAUCGACUCUCGGAAAUAGCGGAUUUAUUGGAAGGAUUCUUCCUGUUACUCUCCACUUUCAUUAAGAAGGUUCCGCAAUUGAUGUUUAAUAGUAAAGUGGAUACGGCGGCACUGUUUCAAGCUGCUAUACUUUGCUUAGUAUUACCAGAAACUCAGACCAUGAAAGCCAUAUCGAGUUUCCUAGUGAAUUUCAUCACCCAAAGUAGAGAUGUGAAUCAAGUAGAUGUAGUGCAGACCUACGGUGAAAGUUUAGUAUUAAGGCUACUAUUAAAUUUAGGAACUAAUACUCCCCGCUCCUGUUUAGAUCUCCUUAGUGAUAUAAUUUUAGCGUUAAAUAAAAAAUACUGUGAUAAUUUGAGCAGAUGGUUAAACUCACUUUUGACUCAGGAAAACUUUCCGUCUCCGAGGAUAACGGCUCAACAAAAGGAAAUUUUUAUUAAAGUAGUGUUAAGGGAAAAAGCCAGCAAACGAAAACUAUGUGAUUCCGUAUUAGAAUUCGCUCUGAUAUGUCGCGGUAUAGUCAAGCAAGAUUUAUCCUUACCAUAAACCGUGUAUAUUUCUAUUUUAAAUCUUAAUGUAAUAAAUAAAUGAUUGUUGUGUAUAAAAAAAAAA